CCUUUUUUUUCCCUUGAGGAUCAAAGGCUGAAUCAAAAUUAAACUAUGUUUAGAGAUUCUCGACCAAUUGCACUUCGCAAAUUAAUGCCUUUUUCCAGUAGACAUGAUAUAAGAAAGCAACGCACUUCAGACUCCAUACAUAGUGAUGAAGAUCCUUUAUUAGAUGAAGAAGCGGCUAUUAACCUUAUUGAUUCAUCUAUUUCUUCACGAACUUCCAUUUCUCUUACAAAUUCAACCAGACGUUCACCGACAUUAAUCUCAAAACAGGAUAAGAAACAACGACCUAGCUUUUUUUCUAGAUUUAGAAAGAAGAAAGUUUAUUCUCCUCGAACUAUUCCACUUCAAGCAAAUGACAAGGAAAAAAAGAAAUAUACAGCUAAUGUUAUUAUAAAUCAAAAAUAUAACGUUAUUACGUUUUUACCUGUGGUGUUAUAUGAACAGUUUGUCAUCUUCUUUAAUCUCUAUUUCUUAUUAGUAGCUUUAUCUCAGUUUGUUCCUGCCUUAAAAAUAGGUUAUAUUCUUACUUAUUUUGGUCCUUUAUGCUUUGUAUUAUUCAUUACGAUUAGUAAAGAGGCGCUUGAUGAUUAUCAACGCUAUAAACGUGAUAAAGAAGCAAAUUCUCAGCUUUAUCGUAGACUAACUCCUUCUGGCAUUCAAAAUAUACCAAGUUCAAAAAUUAGAGUAGGCGAUUUGAUUCAUAUCAUGAAAGAUCAAAGAGUUCCUGCAGAUAUGAUUUUAUUACGCACAACAGAGGAAAGUGGUGCAAGUUUUAUUCGAACAGAUCAAUUGGAUGGUGAAACAGAUUGGAAAUUACGUUUAGCUGUAUCUUCUUUACAAAGAUUACCUUCAGAUCAAGACUUAUUAAAUAUAAAGGGACAUAUCUAUGCAGAUGCACCUCAUAAAGAUAUUCAUAAUUUUGUGGGCACCAUCUCUAUCAAUGAUGAAGUAACAGGUGCUGAGCAGAUUGAACCCUUGGGUGUAGAGAAUACUAUGUGGACUAAUACAGUUCUUGCAUCUGGAUCAGUCAUUGGAUUUGUUAUUUAUACAGGAAAGGAUACAAGAGCUGUUAUGAAUACAAAUCAUCCAAAAACAAAAGUAGGCUUAUUAGAUCAAGAAAUUAAUCGACUUGCAAAGAUAUUGUUUAUCGUCACGCUUGGAUUGUCUGUAAUGAUGGUCGGAUUAAAUGGUUUUAGAGGCGUGUGGUACAUUUAUGUUUUUAGAUUUUUAAUUUUAUUUUCGUCUAUUAUUCCAAUUGGUUUACGUGUUAAUUUGGAUAUGGGAAAGACAGUCUAUUCACAUCAAAUUGAACAUGAUAAUGAAAUUAAUGGUACUAUUGUCAGAACUAGUACUCUCCCUGAAGAGUUAGGCAGAGUGGAAUAUUUGCUGACGGAUAAAACAGGCACCUUAACUCAAAAUGACAUGGAAUUAAAAAAAUUACAUAUGGGUACAAUGUCUUAUAGUCUUGAUACAAUGGAUGAAAUUCAGACUCAUAUUGUAAGUAUCUUUGGAUCGGCCUCUAACACACAACUACAAGAUGCUGUAACAACCAAUUCUGCAAAUAUAACGAACAAAAGUCGACGAAAUAUUUCUGUACGAGUGAGUGAUAUUGUACAAGCACUUGCUCUUUGUCACAAUGUAACCCCAGUCAUAAACAUAGAUGGAGAGAUUAGCUAUCAAGCCUCUAGUCCUGAUGAAGUUGCUAUCGUAAAGUGGACAGAACAUAUGGGUUUAACGUUAUUUCAUCGAGAUGUCAAUGCAAUUCAAUUACGCGUAGAUGCGACAGAAGAACUGCUUCAUUUUGAUGUUUUAAAUAUUUUCCCAUUUACAAGUGAGACAAAGCGUAUGGGAAUUAUUGUCAAGAAUCAAAAGACUCAAGAAAUUACUUUUUAUGAAAAGGGUGCUGAUACUGUGAUGUCAAAAAUUGUUCAAUAUAAUGAUUGGUUGAAUGAAGAAUGUGAUAAUAUGGCAAGAGAAGGUUUGCGUACGCUUGUAGUAGCCAAGAAACAUCUAUCAGAGGAAGCCUACCAACAGUUCACUGCUAAAUACCAUGAGGCAGAAGUUUCAUUACAUGAUCGUAGUACUCUAAAACAAGCUGUGAUAGAGGAUGUGUUGGAAUCUAAUUUAGAAUUACUUGGAUUAACAGGAGUAGAAGAUAAAUUACAGGAAGGUGUUAAGAAUACAUUAGAGCAAAUGAGAAAUGCUGGCUUAAAGGUAUGGAUGCUAACUGGAGAUAAGAUUGAAACAGCUACUUGUAUUGCUAUAUCGUCAAAAUUGGUUUCACGUAAUCAGAGUAUUCAUACUAUAUCAAAAUUAAAAACUGCUAUGGAAGCAGCAGAUGAAAUCGAUAGUCUAAGAACAAAAACAGAUCAUUGUUUAGUAAUUGAUGGUGGGUCUUUACAAGUCUGUCUAGAUAACUUUGUAGAAGAAUUUAUUGAAAUAGUGACUCUAAUGCCUGUUGUUGUUUGCUGUCGUUGUUCUCCUACUCAAAAGGCUGAUAUAACUCGAUUAAUCAAAGAAUAUACCAAGAAAAGAGUUCUUUGUAUUGGUGAUGGUGGUAAUGAUGUUAGUAUGAUUCAGGCAGCUGAUGUUGGUGUAGGCAUUGUAGGAAAAGAAGGAAAGCAAGCUUCGUUGGCCGCCGAUUUCUCAGUUACCCAGUUUAGUUAUUUAACAAAACUUUUAUUAUGGCAUGGAAGAAAUAGCUAUAAGAGAUCUGCCAAGUUGUCACAAUUUGUUAUUCAUCGUGGUUUAAUUAUUUCUGUUAUGCAGGCCGUGUUUUCUGCAUUAUUCUAUUUUGCUCCUAUUGCUUUAUAUCAGGGCAUGUUAAUUGUAGGCUAUGCUACCGUUUAUACAAAUGCUCCAGUAUUUUCAUUAGUCUUGGAUCAAGAUGUGAGUGAAGAAAUUGCAUUGAUGUAUCCUGAACUUUAUAAGGAUCUAACAAAGGGACGAUCAUUAUCUUAUAGAACUUUUUUUACUUGGUUAUUAAUCAGUGUGUAUCAAGGUGGUGCAAUUAUGAUUUUAUCUAUCAUUUUAUUUGAAGAUGAAUUUAUUCAUAUUGUUGCCAUCUCUUUCACUGCUUUAAUUUGCAAUGAAUUGUUAAUGGUUGCCCUAGAAAUUAAUACAUGGCAUCGUUAUAUGGUUUUAGCAGAGAUUAUUACUGUCUUAAUUUAUUUCGGAUCCAUGUGGCUAUUACCCACUUAUUUCGAUAUGAAGUUCAUUUUAACGGCUCGAUUUGUAUGGAAAGUGGCUGUUAUUACAGCAGUGAGUAGUUGUCCUUUAUAUUUUGUAAAAAUGAUCAGACGAAGAAUUGCACCACCAAGUUAUACGAAAUUAACUUGAAAUAUGCAUUUUCAAAAAAAAAA
Messenger RNA from Cokeromyces recurvatus, 3359 nucleotides. Its product is annotated as protein transporter. Gene Ontology annotation, cellular component: plasma membrane; trans-Golgi network; endosome. Gene Ontology annotation, molecular function: magnesium ion binding; ATP binding; ATPase-coupled intramembrane lipid carrier activity. Bases 46 to 3336 code for a protein of 1096 amino acids. The transcript is spliced from 13 exons. Gene Ontology annotation, biological process: retrograde vesicle-mediated transport, Golgi to endoplasmic reticulum; endocytosis; phospholipid translocation. The record is from RefSeq and is a predicted model, not a curated record. NCBI's taxonomy places the organism in Eukaryota, Fungi, Mucoromycota, Mucoromycetes, Mucorales, Mucoraceae.